AUGGCGACCCGCGCGCUGCAGGACUGGGCCCGACAGCAGUGCUCCGGGUACCGCGAUGUGGACGUGAAGAACAUGACGUCGAGCUUCAGGGACGGACUGGCGUUCUGUGCCAUCAUUCACCGCCACCGGCCCGACCUACUCUUCAAGCAGCAGAACCUGGAGGAGCGUCAGGCUGACGUGGAAUACGAACUCCGCUGUCUUCUCAACAAGCCAGAGAAGGACUGGACAGACGAGGACCGAGCUCGUGACGCGGAGCUGAUGCAGGAGCUGAUCACGGUCAUCGAGCAGAGGAACGCCAUCAUCAACAGCCUGGACGAGGACAAGCAAAGGGAGGAAGAGGAAGAUAAGAUGUUGGAGACCAUGAUCAAAAACAAAGAAUUCCACCGAGACCCCAACAGCGACGUCAAGAAAAAAACCAAAUUCAAAGGCAUAAAAAUGCUCAAGUUUCUCAGCAACAAACCUGACAGCAAACACAAAGCUGAGAAGGAGAAGAGCUCGUGAGG
Molecule: messenger RNA, 503 nt
Organism: Callorhinchus milii (elephant shark)
Lineage: Eukaryota; Metazoa; Chordata; Chondrichthyes; Chimaeriformes; Callorhinchidae
Product: MICAL-like protein 1
Exons: 5
Coding region: 1-501 (166 amino acids)
Molecular function (GO): protein binding
Source: RefSeq, a predicted model, not a curated record